GCUGUUGUGUGGGGGAAAAGUGGCCGGUCUCUCACUUUGCGCUCUUACAGCUACAGCUACACACCCGGUGUAACGUUCACUGACCGCUCGGCGGAUGUUGAAGUUCAUUCGCUUUAAUUGGACAUUAUAAAGUUCGGCAGGGUACACGGACACAAGUCUUUAUCCGCCCCUUUCUGUGCUUCCGGCUUGCUUUGCUCUCUUACGUACUACCGUCGUGACACGGGGUUUCCAUGGUUACAAAUAACAUUUAUUGGAUAUAGAAGAUCCCAACUUCCUUGACAGUUCCAGUAUCCGCCCACUGUCAACACAGAGAUCCGCCGGAGUCUCCACCUGAAUCCAGGAACGCUCUUCAGACUGAAGGCGCCCAGGUGUUGCGCUACUAUACUCUAUUUGGAAACGAAAACAAAAAAACAAACAAAAAAAAACUGCGAGCCACACUAAACUGCGUUUAACCGGGUAACUAUGCAGGGUAAAGGCACUUUUAUCAGCCCCUUUCACAGACCGCGGUGUCUGGCGGCAGCGGCACCGGCUGGGAAAGCGAAAUUAACUCAUCCGGGAAAAGCGAUUCUGGCAGGUGGAAUCGCAGGUGGCAUAGAGAUCUGCAUCACCUUUCCCACAGAGUAUGUCAAGACCCAGUUACAGCUGGAUGAGAAGGCCAAUCCACCAAAAUAUAGAGGAAUAGGCGACUGUGUGAAACAGACAGUACAGAGUCACGGUGUCAAAGGGCUGUACAGAGGUCUCAGCUCUCUGCUGUAUGGAUCCAUACCCAAAUCUGCUGUCAGGUUUGGGGUGUUUGAGUUCCUCAGUAACCACGCCAAGGAUGAGUCCGGUCGACUGGACAGCACCAAAGGCCUGCUGUGUGGGCUUGGAGCCGGGGUCAUGGAGGCUGUUCUGGUGGUCUGCCCAAUGGAAACAGUCAAGGUUAAAUUCAUUCAUGACCAGACAUCAGCCAACCCCAAAUACAAGGGAUUCUUCCACGGAGUCAGAGAGAUGAUCAGGGCUCAAGGAUUAAGAGGGACAUAUCAGGGUCUAACUGCAACAGUCUUGAAGCAAGGCUCCAACCAGGCUAUUCGAUUUUUCGUGAUGACUUCUCUCAAGAACUGGUACAAAGGUGAUAACCCCAACAAAGCAAUAAAUCCACUGCUGACUGGACUCUUUGGAGCCACAGCAGGAGCAGCCAGUGUAUUUGGAAACACUCCACUAGAUGUCAUCAAGACAAGGAUGCAGGGUCUAGAAGCACAUAAAUAUAAAAGCACGCUGGACUGUGCCAUGAAGAUCUUGAGAUAUGAAGGGUUGGCAGCGUUCUAUAAAGGAACAGUUCCCCGGCUUGGCCGUGUAUGUCUUGAUGUGGCCAUAGUUUUUAUCAUCUACGAGGAGGUCGUAAAGGUUCUGAAUAUGGUCUGGAAGACAGAAUAGGUGGUUGGACAUACGACGAAGGUGGCAACUUCCUCCUUCACAAGCAUCAGACAUAGAUCUGACUUCAGCAGGCCUCUUUUGUGUCAUGAAACCAACAGCAGAAGGGGUGAAAAAGAGAGCUGAACUUAGAUUAGUGUUGUAUGCAGAGCAGGAAGUCAAUAUACUCGGAGACAAAAGAAGAAAAGGGGGCCUGACAUCACCUACACCUAGUGUAAAUGAUGCUGAGCAUCAACAUUCCCUGACAAGAUUGAAGAAAAAGAAAGAUAAAUGAUAAUUAAAUAAUAUCAAUAAUAAUAAUAAAAAGAACCUUUAUCCUAAAGCUGCAUCACCAGUUUAUAAAUAUAUAUAAAAUACUGGCCAAUAGCAUCGCCAGCAGCAGCACCUUUAUUUUAAGUUAUCUGGUUUACUUUCUCUGUAAGCCUCUGUCAGGGAAGCGCAUUAUUUGUAGUCAUUCACAGCUGUUUUACUGCAAAUAUGCAGAUAUCCUGCUGGAUUUUCUUGAGUUUGCGUUGCUUUCUGUCUCUUCUAAAAGUCCAGAGGAGCCAGAGUGCAACUGGUUGCAACUUCCAUAGUUAGGCCUUAAAUAAAAUUGGUUUAUAACCUGCCAUGUAUUUUUAUACAGUGUAGAUUCGAUUUAGUUUAUUGAUAACUUACAGAAUAUUAUAUAUUUUAAUUCCUGUGCCAAAUGUCAAACCUAUUGUGUUAUGAAAGUCUGUUCAGAAGAAAGCAAAAGUAACCUAAUUAUCUAAAGAGAAUAGUAAAUAUUAUGACUAUGUAGUGUGAGAUACAUAAUUUUUGAAAGUGAAUUAUUAAAUAGAGAAUUAAGAGAAUAUUUGCUGUUAAUCUGUGCCACACUGUUGUUGUUGUUUUUUUUCUUUAUCGGGUGUAUAAAUGUUUUUUUUAAGAUGUGGAAAUUAUUUAGUUGCUUUGUAUAUCACUGUGAGUCUACAAGACACAAUGAGUCGUUUAGACAAAGUAACAUCGGGCUUCUAUUUUGCUUUUAGUGGAGACAACACCUCUCACUGGGUCAUAUUUUACCAACCUGACUCCACCCAGUGUGGAUUUUUGUUCUGUUUACAUUAGAUACAGUUUUACUUUUUUUUAAAAUUAUUAUUAUUAUUUCUGCUAAAUACACUGCUUGGCCAAAUAAAAAAAAUUACAAAUUCUAAUAUUUUAUUGGACCGGCUUUAGCUUUGACAACAGCAUGCAAUCAUCAGGGCAUGGUUUUGAUAAGCUUAUGGAAUAUCACAGCAUUUAUUUCUAUCCAGGGUUGGUUUGAUUUUUUUCUUUUUUGCCAGGAUCUUGUAUUGAUGACAGCAGUGUCAGGCCACUGUGAACAUCACAAAGAUUCUCAAUGAGUCUGCGGCCAAUUCAUGUGUGAAAACGAUGAUUUGUGUUCCCUGACCUGCUCUUUCACAAUAUGAGCAUGACAAAUUUUGGCAUUGUCAUCUUGGAAUCUGACCGUGCUAUCAGGAAAGAAACAAACAUUACUCGCCAUGAUGUAUGCAUCACUUCAUCUGCCUCUUUUCUUACCCCAGUGCACCAAUGACUCUGGAACAGGGACCUCAUCAGACAACAUGCCUUUAUUUAUUUAUUUUUUACAAUGCUCCAGAGUCCAAUCUUUAUCCUCCUGAAGUGGCAUUAAAUCAAGUUCACGACCACAGGAUAUCACACGAUUCUUUAAGAAAGAGAAAUUACUCACUGCAUCAAUUAGGGUCCAACCUGUUGCCAUCUGAAAUUUCACUAUCUGUCCAAUGGAAGGAUCCUAACUAUUUGCUUCAUUCCAGGUGGUGACUUUUUUUUUUCUGGGCAGUAUUUGUUUCUUAUACAAAUUGUUGGAUGAUUGUUGGAAAUCAGUUUGUUCAGUUUCCAGCGUCAUUCUGUUUCAGUGCCAUGUUUCAUUCAAAGUUGAUCUCCAUGUGCCUUUUGCGGGUGUGUUUGUUGGCGAAAACAUCUUGACCAGUAUCCUCAUGCAUUAUCCAGCCUCACCAGGGUGACAGUAAUUUCUAUGAUGGUUAAAACGGUUAACGUUUACAUAACCGACAUCAUGCCAUCAAAUCCAGAAACCCUAAUUUUUAACGUUUCUGUAAACACUCAUGAAUGUUGUUGUUUUUUUUAUGACUGGCAUUCACCCUGUUCUGUCCUUUUAGGUGUGACAAUAGCUUAUUUCAUGUUUAAUUAACCUGCUCUUUAAUCAUCUUACAAGAAGACUGUGUGGUCUGGACAUGUUUUUAUAAUAACAACAAGGGGUCUGCUUGUUCUAGUUGUUACCACUGUUCGAGUAUUGUAAUCCUCAAAAUUGUCUUUUAUUUAGUAUUCAUGAAAAUAUUAUUAUUAUUAUUAUUAUUAUUAUUAUUAUUAUUAUUAUGUAUUUUCUGCGCAGCCAGACAAAGUAUUCAUGUUCGCCACUGCCAGACAACCAAGAGAACAUUAUACUGUGAUAAUAAAUCAGUGUAUUCCAAUGCUGUGUAUAUGGAAUUGUAUGUUUGUAUGCGUGUGCGUGUGUGUGUGUGGGUCAUGUUGAUGAAGCUUGUGCAAUAAAUGUCCCUUACUUAAUGUCUGUGCUUUAAUCUAAAGUUGUUUGUUGUAGGGCGAUUUGAAAACAAAUUAAAAUAAACAUCUGAAACCUUGAAAGCA
Molecule: messenger RNA, 4053 nt
Organism: Neolamprologus brichardi
Lineage: Eukaryota; Metazoa; Chordata; Actinopteri; Cichliformes; Cichlidae
Product: tricarboxylate transport protein B, mitochondrial
Biological process (GO): mitochondrial citrate transmembrane transport
Cellular component (GO): mitochondrion
Molecular function (GO): citrate secondary active transmembrane transporter activity
Source: RefSeq, a predicted model, not a curated record